Molecule: messenger RNA, 2262 nt
Organism: Closterium sp. NIES-65
Lineage: Eukaryota; Viridiplantae; Streptophyta; Zygnematophyceae; Desmidiales; Closteriaceae
Source: the annotation of a GenBank genome assembly
AUGGGCAUUCACACGUCAAGAGAUGCUUAUCAAACCUCAAACAUCUGCCACUCCUUCCCUCCCCCAAACUUCCCUUCUCCACAAAUUCUCCUUCCCCCCACUUGGCGAAGCGGCACCGCGUGGGGCCGCUGCCGGGCGCGGAAGUUUUAUUCUCCUCUUCCUCUUCUUCCCCCACAAACCACCUCCCCCCCUUCCCUCCCCCCUCGGGCGCGCGCAGCGGGCGGGCAGCAGGUGUUUAUGCGUGAGCUGCACGUGGUGGUGGAGGCGGCGGACGUGGUGCUGCUCGUGCUCGACGAGCGCGACCUGCUGGGCGCACGGUGCCGACAGCUGGAGGCCAUAGUGAGGCGCAGCGCACGCACAAGCGCUCCGUGCUUCUCCUCAACAAAAUCGCGCUUCGUGCUUUUCCUCAACAAAAUCGGUGAGUGCUCGUACGUGUUCCCCCCGCCCUCCUCUGCCUUGGCGCACAAGCGCAUCGUGCUUCUCCUUGACAAAAUCGCCAAUCGUGCUUCUCCUCAACAAAAUUGGUGUGUGCUCGUGCGUGUUGCCCACGCCAUCCUCUGCCUUGUUGCACAAGUGCUCCGUGCUUCUCCUCAACAAAUCGGUGAGUGCUCGUGCAUGUUCCCCCAGCCCUCCUCCGCCUUGUCGCACAAACGCAUCGAACUUCUCCUCGACAAAAUCGGUGAGCGACCGUGCGUGUUCCCCACGUCCUCCUCUGCUUUGUCGCACCAGCACAUCGUGCUUCUCCUCAAUAAAGUCUGUGAGUGCUCGUGCGUGUUCCCCCCGCCCUCCUCUGCCUUGUCGCACAAGCGCAUCCGCUUCUUGCUUCUGCUCAACAAAAUUGGUGAGUGCUCGGACGUGUUCCUCCCGCCCUCCUCUGCUUUGUCGCACAAGCGCAUCGUGCUUCUUCUCAACAAAAUUGGUGCGUGCUCGUGCGUGUUCCCCCCUGACUCAUCUGCCUUCUCGCACAAGCGCUUCCUGCUUCUGCUCAACAAAAUCUGUGAGUGCUCGAACGUGUUCCUCCUGCCCUCCUCUGCUUUGUCGCACAAGCGCAUCGUGCUUCACCUCAACAAAGUUUGUGAGUGCUCGUGCGUGUUCCCCCCGCCCUUCUCUGCCUUGUCGUACAACUGCUUCAUGCCUGUCCUCAACAAAAUCGGUGAGUGCUCGUGCGUGCUCCCCCCGCCCUCCUCUGCCUUGUCGCACAAGCGCUUCGUGCUUCUUCUCAACAAAAUCAAUGAGCGCUCAUGCGUGUUCCCCCCGCCCUCCUCUGACUUGUCGCACCAGCGCUUUGUGCUUCUCCUCAACAAAAUCGGUGAGUGCUCGUGCGUGUUCCCCCCGCCCUCCUCUGCCUUGUCACACCAGCGCUUCGUGCUUCUCCUCAACAAAAUUGGUGGGUGCUCGUGCGUGUUGCUCCCGCCCUCCUCUGCCUUGUCGCACAAGCGCUCCGUGCUUCUCCUCAACAAAUCGCGUAUCGUGCUUCUCCUCAACAAAAUCUGUGAGUGCUUGUGCGUGUUCCCUCCGCCCUCCUCUGCCUUGUCGAACAAACGCAUCGUGCUUCUCCUCGACAAAAUCGGUGAGUGCUUGUGCGUGUUUCCCCCGCCCUCCUCUGCCUUUUCGCACAAGCGCAUCGUGCUUCUCCUUAAGAAAACCUGUGAGUGCUCGUGCGUGUUCCCCCCGCCCUCCUCUGCCUUGUCGCACCAGCGCUUCCUGCUUCUCCUCAACAAGAUCGAUAAGUGCUCGUUCGUGUUCCCUCCGCCCUCCUGUGCCUCGUUGCACAAGCGCAUCGUGCUUCUCCUCAACAAAAUCGGUGAGUGCUCGUGCAUGUUCCCCGUGCCCUCUUCCGCCUUGUCGCACCAGCGCUUCGUGCUUUUCCUCAAGAAAAUCAGUUCGUGCUCGUGCGUGUUCCCCCCGCCCUCCACUGCCUUGUCCGCAUCAUGCUUCUCGUCGACAAAAUCGGUGAGUGAGCGUGCGUGCUCCCUCCUCCCUCCUCUACCUUUUCGCACCAGCGCAUCAUGCUCCUCCUCAACAAAAUCGCGCUUCCUGCUUCUCCUCAACAAGAUUGAUAAGUGCUCGUUCAUGUUCCCUCCGCCCUCCUCUGCCUCGUUGCACAAGCGCAUCGUGCUUCUCCUCGACAAAAUCGGUGAGUGCUCGUGCAUGUUCCCUGCGCCCUCCUCCGCCUUGUCGCACCAGCGCUUCGUGCUUUUCCUCAAGAAAAUCAGUUCGUGCUCGUGCGUGUUCCCCCCGCCCUCCACUGCCUUGUCGUAG